Molecule: messenger RNA, 1004 nt
Organism: Heteronotia binoei (common prickly gecko)
Lineage: Eukaryota; Metazoa; Chordata; Lepidosauria; Squamata; Gekkonidae
Gene: RAB15
Product: RAB15, member RAS oncogene family
Exons: 7
Coding region: 92-730 (212 amino acids)
Biological process (GO): Rab protein signal transduction
Molecular function (GO): GTPase activity; GTP binding
Source: RefSeq, a predicted model, not a curated record
GAACAGACAGGCGCCGCGAACCGGCGGGGGAAACGCUCAGCUGGGAUGGCAGCGGGCGCCGCGCGGGGCUGAAGCCGGAGCGGCCCCCGCCAUGGCCAAGCAGUACGACGUGCUUUUCCGCCUGCUGCUCAUCGGGGACUCGGGCGUGGGCAAGACUUGCUUGCUGUGCCGCUUCACCGACAACGAGUUCCACCCUUCGCACAUCUCCACCAUCGGAGUUGAUUUUAAAAUGAAGACCAUAGAAGUAGAUGGGAUUAAAGUCCGAAUACAGAUCUGGGAUACUGCAGGUCAGGAGCGAUACCAGACAAUCACUAAGCAGUAUUACAGACGAGCCCAGGGAAUAUUCUUGGUGUAUGACAUUAGCAGUGAGCGUUCCUAUCAGCAUAUAAUGAAAUGGGCCAGUGAUGUGGAUGAGUAUGCUCCAGAUGGUGUCCAGAAGAUCCUCAUUGGCAAUAAAGCAGAUGAGGAAGAGAAGAGGCAAGUAGGCAGAGAGCAAGGCCUCCAGCUGGCUAAGGAAUAUGGCAUGGAUUUCUAUGAAACAAGUGCCUGCACCAAUUUAAAUAUCAAAGAGUCUUUCACUCGUCUGACAGAGCUGGUUCUGCAGGCCCAUAAGAAGGAGCUGGAUGGACUCCGCGCAUAUGCACCUGAUGAACUGAACCUAGUUGAGCUGGAAGAGGCAGCAAGCAAGCCAGAUGGUACAGAGCAUUCUCCCAAGACGUGUUGGUGCUGAAGGCCUCCCCGUGCGUGUCUGCACGUGUUCUCUCUCUAACCCCCCCAGUGCAGGUAGAAAGGCUGCCACCUAGAGAGGAUUGGCUUGCUGUGCUCCAUCCUUCUAGUUUUUGGUUGCCUGCCUGCUUGCCAUCUGCCCUGCUGGAUCCUCUCUGGAUUCCCCGAUGUUUCUCUUUGGUGAUUUCUGUUGUCCUCAAAACUCCCUGGAUCCAAAUUUCUUCAGAUGGCUCACAAUAUGCAGAACGUCACCCUGCCAUCUGCAUGGAAAGGCUGUG